Perkinsus marinus ATCC 50983 is the source of this 1246-nucleotide messenger RNA. RefSeq lists its product as hypothetical. The record is from RefSeq and is a predicted model, not a curated record. The coding region runs from base 16 to 1047 and encodes 343 amino acids. The transcript has 3 exons. Lineage: Eukaryota; Perkinsozoa; Perkinsida; Perkinsidae.
AGUUUAUUCCCCCGCAUGAGGACUGCCUGGUGCUUAUCUCAUUUGCUCUGCCUCACUUUCGCCGGUUCAAUCGGCCCUCUACUCCCAACUAGAAAGGUUCAUAGUGGUUUAGAGUCCUACAAGUACAUUCCUUCGGCGUGGGGGAGAAAAGAGAUCCCAUCUUGUUGGAGUCAUCAAUGUCCUCGUUCGGCCAACUUCACAUGGGACUUUUACUGGGAUCAAAUUUUGAAACUUGGAGUGAGGAACUUGGUGCUCGGUGGCUGCAAAGCCUACGUUACUGGUGUAUUAAAGUGCUGGGGUUGGACGCCCUGCAAAUUCGCUGCUUUGAAGGAGCGUGUGGCAUCUCGAGGCGGCAAAAUACUGAUCGAUCUAGACUUCGACGGUCCAAAAAACCUAUACAACGAGACUUUUAUCGUGAACAGCAUUCGUAACUUAACUAAGUACUACCCUGGUGACGGUAUACGUGUUACGUAUGGGCCUCAGUAUUUCGACAAAAGAUCCCUGGUGAAAGUACUCAAAAUCGCCGUGGAGACUGCGAAUGAGCUCAACAUGAUCUCGGCGAUCCGGUCCGAAAUGGGGGCCAAGUAUCUCGGACCCUUCGACUGGAAUAUUUUGAAGCAGAGUGGCCUGUUAAGGAUCGUGAAGCUCAUGUUCGUUGACGUUGUCGCGUGGCCUAAGAGGACACCCUUGUUCAUUACUGACAAGUUUUCGGAAGACUUGAUAGCCAAUGUCUCUCGGGCUGGGCUAGAUACUGAUAAAAUGAUCCUCCAGAUUAACCCCUGCACUCCACAGAUUAACGGAGACGAUACUAUGGGAUACGCGAAUAUGAUAGUCGACGCCCAUUGUGAUCCGAAUGGAAACGGCACCUGCAAGUUCUACGAAAUGUACUUCAACUAUUUCCCCCAGCAUCUCAUUAAGAGCAAGAUCCCCUUGGCGAAGAAGCAUGGUCUCCAUGGUUUAUCCAUGGACCGCAACUAUCCGGAACAGACUGAUCUCUUACCUUGGGACGAACGCUCUAUGUUUUAUACCUUGUUUACCAAUAUGUGAUGAUGUCUGUUAACUAAACCAUUUCAUAGGCGACUGGAGGAUGCAAUUCGGAGCUAUUUUCAUAGGCGUCCUCAAGAUGCUGUAUCGGUGAGCCUUGGUCAAGUUACAGCUCACUGUAAGGCGUUUCAGUGACUCGACGGGGUUUCCCGAAUAUGAGUUGAAGUCGCAUUGCGAGAUUCCAUCUACUUUUUUCACCGCU